GAACAGACUCUGAAGCCAUCAGAAUCUGUAGCGAAUACGCAAAGCAACAGGUCAUGAAUGCCUCGUUCCUGUCUAAUUCACCAACUUCAGCAAUGUGCGAGACGCCAAGCUCCAUUGCAAGGCAAGAAACUCCAUGCCCUCAUACUAAAAACCGGCCUAGACCAGUGUGCUGCCCCCUUUCUCAGCAAUGGUCUCAUAGAUAUGUAUGGCAAAUGUCGCUUACCGGGAGACGCCCUCCAGGUGUUCGAUGAAAUGACCCACAGAGACUUAGCUUCCUGGGCUUCUAUUUUCACCGCCCACAACAUAGCCAGCCUUCCUCGCUGCACUCUUUCCAUCUUUCCGAACAUGUCACGUCUUGACGGCUUUGAUCCGGACCAUUUUGUUUUCGCUAGCCUCGUUAAGGCCUGUGCUAACCUCAGUGAUUUGAGAAUAGGGAAACAAGUGCACGCACAGUUUAUUUUGUCACACUUUUCGGGUGAUGAUGUUGUGAAGUCUUCCCUUGUUGAUAUGUACGCCAAAUGUGGAGUGCUUGAUCUUGCUCGGGCUGUUUUUGACUCAAGUUUGUUUAGGAAUUCAAUUUCUUCAGCUGCAAUGAUUUCUGGGUAUGCACGGCAUGGGAGGCAGUGUGAGGCUAUGAAGCUUUUUCGCGAGUCUCCGGCCAGGACUUUAUUUAUGUGGACAGCUUUAAUAUCUGGAAUGGUGCAAAGUGGGCAUUUGUUUGAUGCAUUUAAUCUUUUUAUUGAGAUGAGAAAAGAGGGUGUUGAAAUUGAGGAUCCAUAUAUCUUUUCAAGUAUGAUUGGAGCUUCUGCUAGUCUAGUAGCGUUGGAUCUCGGGAAGCAGGUUCAUGGCUUGGUUAUAGGUUAUGGUUAUGAAUGUAGCUUGUUCGUUAGUAAUGCCCUUGUGGACAUGUAUUCCAAGUGUACUGAUAUAUUAGCAGCAAAAACCAUUUUUGAUGGCAUGGUGAAGAGAGAUGUUGUCUCUUGGACCUCGAUAAUUGUUGGCAUGGCACAGCAUGGUAAAGCUUAUGAUGCUUUAUCUCUGUAUGAUGAGAUGAUUUUGGCUGGUAUGAAGCCAAAUGAAGUGACUUUCAUGGGACUAAUUUAUGCUUGUAGUCAUGUUGGCUUGGUGGAGAGAGGCCGUAGCCUUUUCAAUUCGAUGACCGGGGAUUAUGGUUUGAAUCCAUCCCUACAGCAUUAUACAUGCUUGUUAGAUCUAUUGAGUCGAUCAGGACUUCUUGAUGAGGCUGAAAACCUCCUUAACACGAUGCCGUUUGAGCCUGAUGAAGCUGCUUGGGCUGCACUAUUGAGUGCUUGCAAGAGGCAUGGAAAUACCGAGAUGGGGGUAAGAGUUGCUAACCGUAUUCUAAAUUUAGGGCCGACUGAUCCUUCUACCUGUAUUUUACUAUCUAAUAUUUAUGCUGGUGCUGGUAUGUGGGAGAAUGUGUCUAAAUUGAGGAAAUUGAUGGCAACUAUGGAGGUUAAGAAAGAGCCAGCUUAUAGUUGUAUUGAUUUGGGGAAAGAAAGCCCUGUGUUCUAUGCUGGUGAGUCAUCAUUUCCAUUGAAGGAUGAGAUAUUUUCACUUCUAAGGGAGUUAGACUCAGAGAUGAGAAGAAGAGGCUAUACACCGGAUACCACAUGGGUUUUGCAUGAUAUGGAUCGAAACGAGAAAGAAAGGCAGCUAUUUUGGCAUAGCGAGAGAUUGGCAGUGGCUUACGGCCUUCUGAAGUCCGUGCCAGGGGCAGUUAUAAGGGUUGUAAAAAACCUUCGUGUUUGUGGGGAUUGCCACACUGUUCUGAAAUUGAUUUCAGGCAUUACAAAUCGUAGGAUUGUCGUGAGAGAUGCCACCAGAUUCCACCACUUCAAAGAUGGGAGAUGUUCAUGUAACGACUUUUGGUAAUUCCUCAAUUUUGAUUAUGCAUUUUAGGACUCUUACCCAAAUUCCUUAGCACCAUAGGCCAUUUAUCAAUCAUUUUCUCAUGCUUAAGGUAUAUAUAUAUCAUCAUCAUACUAUUAUUUUUCCUUUACUGGAUAUGCUUCAUUUUGAUGUCUUGAUGGCAUAUGCAGGCUUGAGCAUGUAAGAUUUCUUUGCAACACAGUUCAUUUGAUAGAUUAAGAUUCCAAUACAAAAUGCAAGAGAACUAUUUUGGAUUCUUAAUUUCGUUAUUUCUUAUUGAUGAACACCUACCAAAGGCCAAAACAUUUUAGGAUUCAUUGCUAUUUCAUCAUAUCAUAUUGCUAUAGACCUGUGUUCUCUAAUGGAAAACAUUUGAACUGUCAUUAUAUAUCUUCCAAAAACUUUUUUAGAUUGCGGUUUGAAGAACCACCUUCCUUCAUAGCUUCAACAGCUAAACUCGCCCACUUAUUGGCAUUCUUUCUUAUCUCCUCCCCUCUCUCUCCUCCUCCCAUUACAAUCUCCAAACAUCUUUUAAUCUCUUCCCUUUCCACAACCUUUUUCUCAUUCGCCCGUGCCCACAGUCCUGUUCCCCAUACUUCCUCCACUAGCUUAGCAUUCGUGAACUGGUCGGAGAAAUGUGGACAUGCCACGAUUGGCAUACUAGCCACCAGACUUUCUAGUGUCGAGUUCCACCCACAGUGUGUCAGAAAACACCCUAUGGACUUGUGAAAAAGCACUUCCGUUUGGGUACACCAUGGCACGACUAGUCCUCGUUCCUCUACCCCCUUAUCCUUCAUGGCCUUUGCUUCUUCGCUUUCACUCUCCCAUGACCUGAUGACCCACAAGAAUGGGCGCGAGCUUUCCAUCAAUGCUUCCAAAACUUCUUCCUUUUGCUCGCGGCUUAUCUCUGCCAAGCUCCCAAACGAGACGUAAACCACAGAACGCUCUGCCUUUGAGUCUAACCACGAUAGAUAGUCCUUGGAUUUCCCGAACAUAUCACAACCGAAAGAUGUGUCCGUGGCAUCAUUCCCAUCAGAGAAAGCCGACGGGACCAAAGGGCCAAUGGGGAUGAUAUUCAUAUUGGGGAAGAUUUUCAGUUGCUUUUCUUCCAAAGCUUCAAAAGUGUUGAUGAGCACCAAAGGGUUGGGAUCCUUUUCCAAGACCUCCAUGUGAUCCCUCAAGGUACCUGUCAUGAGUGAAUUGAGAUGAUCACUUGGUAUGAGAAAGCUUGGAAUCUCUUUAUGAGAUAACAAGGGUAGUCCUGGUAAUUUCAGUGAAAAUGAGGGGUCAUUAAUGUCAAUGACACCAUCUUUAUGAACACCAUUGUUGGCGUUAAAGAAAUGGUGAUAAAUAGCCAAAGCAGCAGUGCACUGAAUGACUAGGAAAGCCGAUGGCACGUGGACCGCGUGAGCCACGUCAGCAGCCCAAGGGAGCAUAAUAGUGUAAACCAAGAAGGUGACAGGGUGGCCCUGGCUAGAACACGUGUCCAAUAGCCUUGCGAGAUUUCCGGGCCCGGCUUGCUUAAAUUUAGCCAUGUAGUCAUCCGGGGUGGUGGUUUUUGAUGACGUGUCGCCGCCGCCGUCGUUGCCGUCGGUAAAGGAUUCAAAGAAUAAGCGGUCGACGGUUGGGCGGUUGCGCAUGCGGCUAAGGCCUACGGUGGUGGUGGCAAAGGUGACACGCGCGCCGGCGCGUGCGAGGUUCUUUGCUAGUUGAAGCGUGGGGUUGAUGUGGCCUUGAGCCGGAAGGGAGAUGAUCAUGAAAUGAUGGUGCUUGUUCAUGUUGAUGAUGGCUUAUUAGCAAUGUUUUGGGUUAAUUCGAAGACGAGUGAGAGUAAAAAUGAUGAGAAUUUAGUGGCUUCUUGUAGUUAGAAAGUGAUUAGGACUAAUCGCGUGUUUUUGACUUGUUGAGACGGUUUGCGUUGCUUUCAAGAAGGCUGUUUAUCCCAUUUAAUUUGUAUUUAGUGUAGAGUUUUCAGCAUUCACUAUGACAUGAAAAGCGAAUUUUUUUUA
Molecule: messenger RNA, 3902 nt
Organism: Ipomoea triloba (trilobed morning glory)
Lineage: Eukaryota; Viridiplantae; Streptophyta; Magnoliopsida; Solanales; Convolvulaceae
Product: pentatricopeptide repeat-containing protein At4g14050, mitochondrial
Exons: 1
Coding region: 58-1896 (612 amino acids)
Biological process (GO): RNA modification
Molecular function (GO): RNA binding; zinc ion binding; protein binding
Source: RefSeq, a predicted model, not a curated record